AUGAGCAUGCCUUAUCAGUAAACCGGGAAUCAAAUAGAUUAUUAGGAAAUAAAAUAAACCAAGGCCGAUUUAAAGGCCGAAGUGCACUUUAUAGGAUAGAUUGUCGGUGGGCUUGAUUUUCAAACGGAUGAUGGACUAUUUUGUGAAUUAGCCAUAGAUUGUGGGGAUGGAUGGGAUUUACUACAGCCAGGAAACAAUAAAGGAAUUCAAACUCAAACUAGUUAUGCAAAUCCAGGACAACUUUUUUCUUGGGGUCAUCCAUUUGAUUUGCACUUUUCAGUUUCAAACUUGAUUGGAUGGCCUAAAGCUUUAUUAAAAGUUUGGAGAUUGGACUCAUCAAAUAAAAUUGAUGCUUGUAGUUAUGGUACAGCAAUAUUUCCAAGAAGCGCUGGUUAUCAUUAAGUUACAUGUGAAACAUGGACACCAACUGGAGAGAACUUAGAUCUUGAGAUAAGAAAACCUAAUGAAGAUUUGGCUACUAAUACAGAUUAAUUUUCAAAAUUUGAUAGAUCUUUGGAUUGGAGAUUUUAAGCUUUAUCAUUUUACAUGGAAAACCCUCCUAGAUUAACAACAUUGGCGCCAUUAACAACCGACAAGGGGGAUUUUGCAAGGAGAAAGAUUUUGAAUAGCAUUUCAAAUGGAAAAGUCAUUAUGGAAGUCGAAGUAGUAAUGAAGAAUUUUAAAAGACUUAGCUUUUCAGGAUAAUGA
Molecule: messenger RNA, 708 nt
Organism: Paramecium tetraurelia
Lineage: Eukaryota; Ciliophora; Oligohymenophorea; Peniculida; Parameciidae
Exons: 3
Biological process (GO): cilium assembly
Cellular component (GO): MKS complex
Source: RefSeq, a predicted model, not a curated record